UGAAUAAAAUGAAGACAGCACUCAUUUUGGUCUUUUUGUUCGGCCUGAGCACUGCAUUUUAUAUUAAUCGUUACCAAAGAAAGUGGAAAGGAAGUGACUCUGAUGAGAAAGUGUUACCUAGAAAUAGAUAUGGCUACUACUUCUACAGAAACCUAUUCUUGCAGGGACCAAAUAGACAUUACAUAAAUAUUGCCAAGGGUGGUGAUUCCUCAGAAGAAAACGAAGAUAGCUCAGAUGAGGUUGAGUCACCAGAAGUAAUUAAAAAUGGAAAUAAGGCUCCAACUACAGGAGGGUCUGAAACAGGAGGCACAGAAACAGGAGGCUCUGAAGGAAAAGGGGCAGCUGAAGAGGCUGACUCUGAAGAAGCAGAAGGUGAAAAUGAAAGCGAAAAUGAAAGCGAAAAUGAAAGCGAAAAUGGAGGAACAUCUGCUCCAGAGGUGGAAGACACCACAGCAAACCAAAAUGAGACUGAGACCGAGGAUGGUGAACAAUUCAACACUACAGAGAUCAGCCUUGAAACUGAGCCUACGCAGGCUGGCACUAUUGAGCCUGCCACUAGACAAGUCGAGGCCCAAGUUCUUGAUGCUACUGUGAUCCCAGCAAGCACUGUUGAAGAAACCUUAGGUAAUGAGGAAGGUAGUAACGGAGGCAUUGUGAGCACUGUUGUGUAUGAAACAGCAAAUGACGGAUACCAGUAUGAGAAUGGAUAUGAUCAUGAAAAUGAAAUUGACUACAGAACCAGAGGUGACACUUAUGCACGCUAUGAAGACGAAUAUCACUACAGGAACCAUAUCUAUGAUGGGUAUGCUCGAGAGUAUGAUUAUUACCACCAAUAUGAUCAGGUUAAAGGCAUGUAAAAAAAGGAUAAAAUCUAUGAUUUCUUAUGUCCACUUAUGUUAUUGAAACACUUGUCCUUCUGUUAAAUUUAUUCCAAUGUGAAAUUGUGGUUCUGUAGAAUAAUUUCAUAUGGAUUAGUCAUUACAAAAUGUAAGGUUGCUUGAGCACUACCUCCAUCCUGAAAAAAGUUUUAUGGGCACUGACCUCUCAGUAUGUGAUUUGACAUGUGCAUUACAGAAACACUCAGUAAGAUGUAUCAAUGAAGGUGCUAUUUCUAUUGCUAUAGAUGAGCCCUAUAAUCAUUUACCGGUAUGCUUGAUAAUGUAAAGAAGUCUGCAUGGAUUCUGAACUGACAACUUUUCUUGUAAAUGGUACAAAAACAACACC
Molecule: messenger RNA, 1224 nt
Organism: Spea bombifrons (plains spadefoot toad)
Lineage: Eukaryota; Metazoa; Chordata; Amphibia; Anura; Pelobatidae
Gene: IBSP
Product: integrin binding sialoprotein
Exons: 6
Coding region: 9-857 (282 amino acids)
Biological process (GO): cell adhesion; ossification
Cellular component (GO): extracellular region
Source: RefSeq, a predicted model, not a curated record